Molecule: messenger RNA, 1498 nt
Organism: Culicoides brevitarsis
Lineage: Eukaryota; Metazoa; Arthropoda; Insecta; Diptera; Ceratopogonidae
Exons: 5
Coding region: 191-1129 (312 amino acids)
Source: RefSeq, a predicted model, not a curated record
CAACAUUCUCCAUACGAAGAGAAAUCGCGAGAAAAUCGCCUUUGUAGGGCAAACAAUCCCCAAAAAAACUCAAUUUUUUGCUUCUUUAGCAACUUAGAAUUUAAGGAAAUUUGUACCGUCUUGAAAUAUGGGAGUUUAUCUCUAAUUUUUAACAGACGAGAAAGCAUUACCCCCAAUUGAACCGAGCAUCAUGUCGAAAAGUGUAGGAGAUGGAUCGACUCCUCAGUGGAUGCGAGACACAGCACACAGACUCACGCUUGACGAUUUGAGUCCGAUGACUCCGCCGUCAAACAAUGGCUUUUACUUCCCUUUUGCCGCGUCGAAGCAAAAAGCCAAGCAAAACGAUGCAAACACGAGAGCCAUUGUCGUGAAAAAGGUCUCCGCGACAUCCGCAAAGGGCUUCAGCCAUCACACCCAACAAAUCUCUCAGAUGGAAUCUGACUAUGAAAAUGACAAGAUUCACUCUGUAGAUUUCUCACAGGAAUGUAAAAAGUACAUUUCUGCCGUUGAUGAUGCUGAAAAAGGUCAUUUUCCGAACAGCAGCAAACCCAAGGGUACCGAUGAUGAUUUCAAAACUGCUGCAUGUGCCGGCUCAUUGGUGAAGGUAGCGCAAAAGUUUGUCGGCGGCACGGGACAACAGUUGCACAGCACAAAACGCUUUACUGUGGCAAAAAUCAACGAUAACGACGAUCAUGCGCCGCCCAUUCCCGAGGAUGAGGACAAUUUAAUCAACGAUCCGAAGUUAAUGCAACGCCGUAAUAGUCGAUCACUUCCAGCAUCUCCUCUCUCAUCGCCGAAAACGAUGCGCAAGUUUCAGCCAAAUCCGUAUUUCACCAUUACUGCGCAAGAUAACGCGCCAAAAACAUCUUGGUUCUUAACCGGUCUAUUUGGAGGCCCGCGACGUGAAUUAACAUCAUCCACGGUAUCUGUGUCAUCCCAAAUCGACGAAGCCGACGAAAUUGUCGAGGCAAAACGACCUGCUCAAUUCGACAUGAAACAAAUUGACCAAAACAUCAACAAAGGUCAGGAAACAUCAUCAUCAACUGCAGCAACGACAACAACAACUACUGUCAAAGCGAAACCCACAAUGCUGAGAGAAAUGAACUUUUGGGCACCAACUUCAUAUUAGAAAAAAAAAGUUUCCAAAUUUUCUUUCAAAUUUUUUUUUUAUUAAUUUUAAGAUUAUGUGAGUAACGAAUCAGUAUCUUUCGACUUCAUUUUCUAUUUAAUUCACUAUCCCUUCAUUUUUUUUUCUCUUUCAUCCUCCCUAUUCUUGGUACUUUUUAAUAUUAAGACAUAAAAUUAAAAUUAACCAUAGAAAUAGAAAAAAAAAUUAUAAAUUAGGAUAAAUUUAAUUUUGUGAUAGCAACAUCUGACAGAAAACAAACAAACAAAAUUUUAAUUUUUUUUUUGCCAUUUUUAACGUAAAAGUAAAUUAAAUAGAUAAGGACAGGACAGGGUGCAUUGUUGGGUAAUAAAAGUACAUUUUAUAAGAUAA